UCUCAGUUAUAAGAAAAGAAACUUUUUUUUAAAAUUAGUUCUCUGUUCUUAUAAAAAUGAAGAUCGGUACUUGUACUCUGUUUUCAACUCUUAUUACGUUAUUCAAUCAUGCUGACUCAAGCCCACGACCGUCAAAUCCGAAUGAGGACAAUAAACUCCAGGAUGAAAAUACAUACCAUCCUAAAAGCAAAUUGAUUGUAAAGAAAGAUAUCUCAGGUCACGCAGGAGCACUUGAAGGACAUGUUCCUCUGUAUGCCAGGUCCAAUCUUGGCGCCUACCGUCCUCUUUACCCACCUGCUGCCCGCCCACAGCAACGCAAGAUAGGUCUAAAUUAUAAUUUUUAUUUUCAUCUUCUCUAG
Molecule: messenger RNA, 359 nt
Organism: Belonocnema kinseyi
Lineage: Eukaryota; Metazoa; Arthropoda; Insecta; Hymenoptera; Cynipidae
Exons: 3
Coding region: 57-359 (100 amino acids)
Source: RefSeq, a predicted model, not a curated record